Molecule: messenger RNA, 1412 nt
Organism: Hermetia illucens (black soldier fly)
Lineage: Eukaryota; Metazoa; Arthropoda; Insecta; Diptera; Stratiomyidae
Exons: 3
Coding region: 255-914 (219 amino acids)
Source: RefSeq, a predicted model, not a curated record
UGCGUACAGAACGUUAUUACCAACAGUCUGCAUCUUGGGGUCCAUCACGGAUGGUAUCCAAUAUCUUCAAUCUAUAAGGAAUAAUAAGUAGUUCGAGAUAGAAAAUCUGCAUCUUUUUUUUUCGCGCAUCUUUACGGAUUCGAUCAGUAAAAGUGUACAAGUGCCUUGAACUGGGGCUGUAGGACGGAUCUAAACAAUCCAAGGAAUAUUGUGGUGUUGAAAGUUUCACAAACGGAAAAUUUUAUUGUUGAAGGAUGUCAUCAUUAAGAAUUUUCACACUUCUACUUGUUGGAGCAACAUUAGCCGUAGCACAACGACGUCUAGCUUUGCCAGAUCCCAGAAGUUGCGCAAACCGUGUUCGCCAUGCAACCUACCGUGACGCUCGAGGAGUAGCACACUCCUACUUCUUCAGUUGGGAGCACGCUCCCACUCGUAGCUUGGAAGUCGACUGGUUGGACGCUCGUAACAUCUGCCGUCGUCAUUGUAUGGAUGCCGUUUCUCUAGAAACACCCCAAGAAAACGAGUUCAUCAAGCAAAGAAUAGCACGUGGUAAUGUUCGUUACAUCUGGACAUCAGGACGUAAAUGCAACUUCGCAGGAUGCGAUCGUCCUGACUUGCAACCACCAAAUGAGAACGGAUGGUUCUGGUCUGGAUCUGGUGCCAAAAUUGGACCAACCAGUCAACGCAACACCGGAGAUUGGUCAUACACCGGAGGAUACGGACAAGCUCAACCUGAUAACCGUGAAGCUGCCCAAGGCAAUGACGAGUCAUGCUUGUCCAUCUUGAACAAUUUCUACAAUGAUGGUCUUAAAUGGCACGAUGUCGCCUGUCAUCACUUGAAACCAUUCGUUUGCGAGGACUCUGAUGAACUCUUGAACUUUGUCCGCUCACGUAAUCCCGGAAUUCGCCUAUAAGCGAUGAAAGCUUAAGUACAAUGCAAUAAGGAUAAUCAAAAAUUACUAAAAUACUUAAUUUAUAUUAUAUAUAAAUUAAUAGCCUAUAAACAGCAAUGAACUCAGUAAUAGUCACAGAAUUGCAAUAUGUCCCCGCCCCAAAAUGUUUAUAUGUAGACUCCAGAUCACUUUGGGUAUAAGGAAGAAAACUAACUCUAACUUAAGCAAAUGGUUGAGCUAUCUUUUUAUCUACUUUGGAUUUUCCAGACGUUCGUUUCGCGAGAUCCUUUCUGAAAUUUGUCGGGCCACAGUUAACUAAUAAAUAGGAGAAUUCAGAGUAUGGUGCUAGCGCAAUAGAAACCCCUUUUCUGAAAUAAAACCUUUGGAGAAUCUGUGAAUCUUAUUACACACUACACUGACAAUUUUGUGUCUAAAGAGUUACAAUAAAAACAAAACAAAAACAAUUUUUUAUUUGAUCUUGUUUAGUUCUAAAUUUGUAUGUUAAUAAAUGAAUAUAAU